UUCUUCCUCUGCCGACCAAAGUUGAUGUCCGCCUCAGAUAGAUUUACUGUUGUUUUCCAUCCCCACUUGUUCCUUUUAUCCUAUCUUAGAAUACUGUUCCUUUCUUUGCCUCUCUUUUCUGGCGUCUAAGAUCGCUUGCGUAUGAGUUUAGCAGUUAUUUCUCUUCUCGCGCUGCUCGCGCCUGGUUUGUAAUAAGCGCGCUUCAUGAUGGCCUUUUCAGCACUUCCUCUCCCUCUAUCGCUCCUUUGCUACCUGGCCAUAGUCUCCAAGGUUACGGCACAAAACCCGAGUCCGUUAGAAGUGACAUGGUCCGACUUGACGUUUGGGCCAGAUGGUCCCUGGCAUGCGGUAGAGGUUACUCUCGGAUAUGAUCAAACCAUUGCUCUAUAUCCCGGUCGAGAAUUCCAAACGUUCUUACUUACGAGCGACUAUUGCAACAAUGGUAACGCCUCAUGCCCUGCCACGAAAGCACGGUUAUAUAAUAAAGCACAAGCGGAGGUGGACAACACAGGGGGAACUGGAGGAGUUCAAUACGCUCCAGGGCCGAAUUUCAUGAAUGGUUUGGCAGUGGCGGGAGAAAACGCAGUUUCGUGGAUUGACAAUAUGGACGUGAAUGGCGUAACGGUACCUAAUGUUUCACUGGCGUUGAUUUCCGAUGCGUACGCCGCUUACCCUGAUGGAACAUGGUAUCCUUUAUCCGCGGGGUGUCUGGGAAUUGGCGCACCAGGAACAGUCAAUCAGAGCUUCACGACCAACGACGGGCCUUCGAUCAAUGCAAGUCUGAUUCCAGGCUGGUUGCACGAACAAAAACAGCUUCCUUCCAACUCAUUCGGUAUGCAUAUUGGCUCCGUCGACCCGGUGAUGCCUGGCUCGUUGUACUUUGGAGGAUAUGAUCAAAAUCGCAUAGUAGGGGAUAUUCUUACCGAGACAGACGAUUAUACGAAGGCGAUUGUUUUGAAGGAUAUAACCAUGAGAGUCAUUGACGGCAUGUCACCUUGGGAAUUCGAUUCCAAAAACGGCCUACUUGCCGCCAAUAACGCGUCGAUCUCAUCCGGAGGAAUCAAAGUAUCAGUUGACGGCUGCUCGCCGUACCUAACAUUGCCUCAGUCGACUUGCGACGCCAUCGCCGAGCAUCUACCUGUCAAGUUCAACCAGAAACUAGGUCUAUAUAUUUGGCAACAAGAUGAUCCAAAAUACACUCAGAUCGUCAGUUCGGCAUCCGCUCUGGAUUUCACCUUCCUGGCGGGAUCUAACACUAAAUAUGUCACCAUCUCGGUUCCUUUCCGUCAUCUGAACCUCACCUUGACCGAACCACUUGUUGAUAGCGACGAGCAGUACUUUCCUUGUUAUACGGGGCCGAGUAGCGGGUAUACUCUAGGACGAGCUUUCUUACAGGACGCUUUUGUUGGUGCCAAUUGGGAUUCUAAGACGUGGUGGCUCGCACAAGCGCCCGGUCCUAAUAUCCCCGCUGCCCAGGUUGUCACAUUAAAGGAAAAGGACACUGAAAUCACCGCCAGCACAAAUGAUUGGAAGGAAUCUUGGUCCGGCUCUUGGAAAGCAUUGGCUUCUGACGAUGUCGCGAGUUCGCAAACAUCAUCUUCUCCUCGCGCGACUACUAGUGCAGAUUCUCCCUCUUCUAGCGAAGGAUUGUCGACUGGCGCAGCAGCUGGCAUCGGGGUUGGCGUGGGAGUAGGGGCGCUUGCCAUCAUCGGGGCAAUUGUCUUUUUCUGGCUGCGUCGUCGCAAGACUUCUAAGGAUGAACCUCAAGCUCCCUCAGAUGGUACAUCAUAUGUUUCCCAGGCAACGCCAAUAGGGUCUUACCAUCCGUCAAAUGCCAUGUCCCAACAUGGAUUCUAUGCCCCUGCAAAAGACCCCUCUCCUAACAUGUCGGUCGCUUACUCUCAUACCUCUGUCGACCCAUCGACACAUGGUCAGCAGUUCCCUCAGCCAUACCCCCAGCAAUACCCAGCUGGCUAUGCUCAACCAUAUCCGCAACAAUACACGGCAGAGUUAGCAGCUGGAAACCACCCUACAGAACUUGCCGGUCCCGAAGUGUACAACACUCCAGCGGCUCAAGGGUCACCCCCCAACCACCCCGAGCAGCCACACUCAGCCCAUUAAUAUGUCUGGCUUUCUAAGUAUUGCAACAAUUAUAACUGGGACGAACUUGUUUAUAGCGGGCGUUGGGGUCACUUGUUUCCG
Messenger RNA from Xylaria bambusicola, 2202 nucleotides. RefSeq names its product aspartic peptidase domain-containing protein. NCBI's taxonomy places the organism in Eukaryota, Fungi, Ascomycota, Sordariomycetes, Xylariales, Xylariaceae. The transcript has 2 exons. The record is from RefSeq and is a predicted model, not a curated record. The coding region runs from base 205 to 2121 and encodes 638 amino acids.